GGUGGACCGUCAUAGUGUUGCGUUUACGGUGAGCUUCGCCCUCUGCUAAAUUAAAACAAAGUGUGGUGCAUAUUUGUUGAUGUUAACCUUAAACGUGGAUUAAACUGUCAAAAUGGAGUUGAUUUGUCCAUCAUUAGUGCAUCAACGUCCAGCUAAAAGUAGACACAGAACUUGAAACUGGGACUAACCUAAUUCAAAUUUAAGAUACCAUCGCCAUGGUGAACGGUAAUGUCGAUAAAAACAAUACCAGCACCAAUACGAAACCGGACGAAGAGAGUACUGAGCAGGAAGGAGUUGCUUCAUCAUUAGACACAACAGCUUCCUCUUCACGAAAAUCUUCCGACGCGGAACCUCCAUCUGACAACCACAAGAAAGUCGAUGUAGGGGAUGGAGAAGCCGGUACUCGAGCCAUGGCCGAGGUUUCCACGAAAAUUGGCCUGUUUUGCAACGUCCCCUUGAACAAAAUACGUUUGAGCAGCGAGGAAGAAAGUUCGUCGAAAAUCAAGCAAGUCUCUCGUAAACUGCUCUGCCUGUAUUGCGACAGAAGUUUCGUCAGUUCAAAUCUUCGGCAGAAACACGUAGAGCGUUGUCAUUCGGAAAAGCAAAACCGUCGGUUAAGUUCGCGUAAGCUUCAAAGUCAGUUCACGACGACAGCAUGUUUUCAUUGUGAUAAGUUGCCAGUAGAACAUUCACUAAGGCAGCUAUUCGAACAUCUUGUCUCGGCACAUUCGCAGAAAUAUUUCGGAUGUUUACUCUGUGAGGAGAGGUUUUUGAAUCAGAUACAUUUAAACGAUCAUAAUACCAAGCUUCACAAUUUAUCACAGAAAGAACACCAAAAAGUGCACCUAGUUAACAUCGAUGACGAAUCGAAAAACGAUGAAGCAAAUAGAACAUCUAGCACCACUGAAGACAGCAAGGGCAAGGAACAAAAAUCCACGAAAAACAACGCCAAAAAGAAAAAAUCAACAACUAACGCAAAACCACCACCCAGACAGUUGAGAAACAGGAAGAAAGUAACCGUAAAAGCUUCCAAAGUCGGUUUGAAAAGAAGCAAAAGGUUACAAUCAGCUCAAAACAAAGUUCCUGUCCGAAAAAAGAAAACUAAAGCAGUGGAAUCGGCGAAAUCAGAUGAAAUAACUUCGAAAACAACAGAUAAAGCAAAGACCAGCGCAGUAAAUCCAUAUCCAGAAUUCGAUAAUUAUUACCGGGUGAAAAAAAUUACCGAUCAUUCGAUAGAUAACUUGAAGAUAAGUUCUCUAACUUUCGAUGAUGUUUUCGACAAAGCCUUUUUUAAUCGGAUCAAGUGCAAUAUCCAGGAGAAUCUGUUGUACCAUCUCGAUGGUAAACUAUUCAAAAACGAAGAAUCUGAAAGUAGGAUUUCAAAUUUUGAAAAAAAUCCACCAACUCAGGAAAUUUCCAGUAAUAGUUCAGAAAAUUUCGGUUGUGAUUUAUCUUUGAAUGCGGUCACCCCAGUCACUUCAAUUUUAACUUCAAAUUUUGGGGAAGAUUUGGAGUCACAAAUUGAGUAUGGAUCGAAACCUUCAAAGAAGAAAUUACAGAUUAGGCAAGACCCAGUUAGGCAUAAAUAUGUCACGAGGAGAAAAUACCAAGCAAGUAUUCUUGAACACAAAGAGAACAGAGAUCUCAGUAAAUUAGACAUGUGGACACAGUUGAUCAUCAAAGAUCGUCAGCAGAAGGUGUUGAAUGGUCAGAAAAGUGCCAAGGAGAUAUUAGAAUAUACAACCUGUGCUGAGUACAAAUUGAAAAUUCAAAGAAAUGAAUUGAAUAGAAUAUUAGAUCGUAGGGGACCUUUCGAAGAUCUUAAAGAAGAAGCAAGUAAGAAAGCAGCUUUAGAACAACUAAACUCUGACUCUAACAACGAAAUCAGUGAGGAAUGUUUCAAAGAAGUCCGAAUCCUUAUGGAAGACCUCUUAUCUAAAGUGUCUAAAAAUUGUUUUGGCGAUCAAGAUGAUACUUUAACGAAUAUUAUCAAGUUGGACGAAAAAGCCGAUUUUCUAGACAAAGAAGAUAUUCCGGAGCUGCCUGACUACUUGAAACUUCGAAGAAAAUCCUCGGCACCCAGUGAAGAUGAAAUAGAUAAGUCUGAUAGAAUUGCAUUGAUAUGUUCAUCACAAGAAACUGAAAACUAUGAGUUACCAACAAAUACGGUUAGAAGUAAGGAUGAAAUGGUUGAAUUAUCAGGGGAAUGGGCCAGAUCCCGCAUUUAUGUUUGUGCAGCGUGUGGUUUGAAAGUUCCAAAUAUGAAACUGUUAAUUGAUCACAAAAGCAUUUAUCAUCAGAACUCUUGGGUGCAACAUUACGAACUGGUGGGUAACCAAAGUGAACUUUAUAGACAUUUGUGUAUACCUGGACUAGGAAAAGUCGGUCAUGUUGAAGAAACAAUACCCUGCAAAGCGUGGUUGAAAAGUGAAUCUCGCGUGUGUACAAAGUGUGGUAAAGUGUGCAAUUCGCUUUCGGAGUUACAUAGACAUAUUUUAGAAUGUGGAGGAGAUUGGACUUGGAUGUUGGCGAGGAAGAAGUGUAAAUAUAGGCCGUUUGGAGCAAGGAAAAAGAGGAGAGGUUUGGUUAAGAGAAUUCGAGUAAGUAAUCAAAAGACUGAUCAAACAGAGAAGAAGAAGUACAAGAAAACAUUUGAAGGUCCAAGACAGCGGCCCAGUGAUGCGGAUACUAUUCAAAGGAUGUUGGCUAACCUUCCUCCUAAGAGAUCAUCUCGUAAAAGCAUUUGUAUGAAGGAUGGCUUCCCAAGGAACAGGCAAAAAUCUCCGAAAAAUAAGAAACAAGUUAUGAAAUGUGGGAAAAUUGUGAGGCACAAAUCAACUUAUGAUACCAAUGAGGAAACUGCUAAAAAACCCAGUAAUCAUAAGAAUGCCUCCAUAAGGCAUACUGUCAGAAGCAUAAGUAGGACAUUAUCUAGUAAAAUUUUAGACACAAAUAGUAAAUUGAAAGUUAAGAGACAAUUGAUUCAGAAGAUCAGUAGACGAUCACCUAGAAAGAGUUCACAAAAUGAGUUGGAAACAACCGACGAAGCUAACAAAAAUGAAGAAACUGCGGAAAAACGUACAAAUAUCAAGAAAAAUAUCAACAAUGCUAAAACAAAAAAGGAAGGGGAUCUAGACAGAAUGAAAUGUAUUCUCAAAGAAAAAGUGAAUAUGAAGACUUUCUUCCCAGUAUCUAAACGUAAGGCGUCGAAAAAUCCAACAAAACUAACAGAAAAUCUUAAUUCUGAUACAUCUCAGCUAUCUCUAAAUAUUGAGGUUAAAAAUGAUGCUGAUAGUUCAAAAAAUAAAGCUACAAAAAAUGUGAUCAACUUAAUUAAGAAAUCUUUAAACAUUACUAAGAAGGUGAAAGUGAAUUCGAAAAAUGACGCAAAUAUGAGUGGAAAUUCUGAACCUAUAGUUGUGAUAGAAAAAUUACCCCAGGAACAAACUGAGAUGAAACCAAUACCAGCAACGAAGAAAGUACCUACUAAGAGGAAGUUGAGAAGUAGCUUUCGUAAAGUGAUUGAUAAAGUCAAGAAAUUAAAAUUGGAUAAUACUACUUCAUCCAUUCCCAAUGAAAAGAAUCAGGAAACAACCAGAAAACCUGUGAAUUCUUUUUUAGGCCACGGAGCAAGAGAAAAAGAGAAACUGGCGACAGUUUUGGUUCCCUUAGUAGAAGAGUUAAAAGAAAAUCCACCAUCAAACCUUGCAUUUGUGCAGAAUGCAAUGGAUAAUAAUUCACCUACAGAAGAAUCCCUAAUACCCGAAAACAUCUUCAAUUUGCAACACAACACCGAAGAUCUGCUUCAAGCAAAAAGUCCAUUGGAUACUAUAACCAAUGAACUGAAAAAGAAUGAAACAAUGAACUAUUUUAGUACAAUGAGUGCUAAAGUGAGUAAUCUACCCGAAUCUAAAACCGAAACCAGCAAAAAAUCUACUGUUAUCGAAUCAGGAAGCAAUGCUACUACACCCAAUCAGAAUUCUGCAAUUUCACCGAACGAAGAAGCAUCACAAGUGAAAGGAAUGUCUCAGUUGAGCAUAGAGACUGCCGCUAAAUCUGACAAAAGCCCUUUAGUAAGUCCAAUGCUGAGUCCAUCAAUGUUAUCUCCCAAAUUGAAGGGAAAAAUACGGAAACCCAAUAGAGGGUUGAAUGAUUGCAUUGCUAUGCUGACUAAAAAAGCUUUCGAAGAGACCCAUAAAUCUGAGGUUGUUUCUGAUCUUGAACAAACAACAGAAAACACAAAGUUGGACAACACAAAUGAAGCUCACAAAAUAAUUCGAGCAAACGAAUGUAUUUUGAAAAUUCCGGUCAUUGAAACUAAUUCUUUGAUUCUGUCAGAGGUAUUAGAUCUUUCAAAACCAAAAAAGUCCGAGGACGCCAACACUCGCGAAAAUACUAAGGAUUCAUUAAGUUUGAAACCAACUCCGUUUUGGAACCCUUUGAAUGAAAUGUGCAAUAGCCAGAAUUCUGUGAAAGAUUCAAAGUUAAUAUGGCAGAAAAGUAGUCCUAAUACAGUCGUCAAUUCAUCUUUUGAAAAAGCUAUUCUGAAAAUACCAAAAUUUAUUGAAGUUUCCAGAAGUAAUAACGUUGAUAACAUUAUUCAGGGUGUCAUAGAAAAUUAUGACGAGCCUAAUACAAAAGCAGACAUGACGAAGUCUUAUUUAAAGGUGCCAUCUGUUGGACUAUUGACUUCAGUUGAUAGGGUUAUUGAAGAAGUUGUGAGAGGGAAUUUCACAAGUUCAUCAAAUGAAGCAAUUUCUAAGACAAAAUCAGCAGCAGAUAGGAAAAGUCUACCGAAAGAGAACAAUAUUGUACCUCAACAUACAUCAUCGAAAUCCAAGAAAGUUACAAAAAAGAACAAACAGGAUAAUAAUUCAUCGAACAAUGAAAAGAUUAUUUCUGCAAAUGUUUCUUGUUUGGGAGAGGGAGCUGAUGAGGGGAAAAACCAACAAAAUGGGACAUGUGGGAAAUUGGAUAUUCCUCAAAUAGUUGUAACUCCCUCUAUAGAUUUGGUUGUGAGUGGAUCACCUGUCAAAAGUAUAGAUAUGAGUUAUCCUGGGUCAUCUUUGGAGGCUCCUUCAGUAAAAGAAUCAACAUUUAAAGAAGAAUCAAAAGCAAAUGAUACACUUGAUGGAAAGAUAGUUCACACCAAUUCAGAUAUUGUAGAUAUGAAAAAUGUCAGCGUUUCACCUGUUUGUACAACAGUUAAGAGAAAGACUGGCAAAAAAAUUGGGGAGGUCAGAAGAAGAACUAGCAAAAAACCGUUGGAUAAUUCCAAGGAUAAGGUAGCGCAAUCGAAAUCAGACGAGUAUGAUAUAGAAAAAAUCGAAUUAAAUUUGAAAACACAAGAUAUUCUUCCCAUUUUCCCUCAAACUAAUGAACCUGAAAUACUGGAAGAAAAACAACUACCUGUGAACGAUAACAAAAUAAUUACUGCUUGCACGAAUAUUUCCCCAAUACAACCGUGUAAUGGCGGCAACCAAUCGUCUUCCGAGGGUGUUGCAGAUACAGAAUCUCACGAACUACACGGAGAACAAAAUGAAGUUGUGAAUAAUCUAGAAGAAAAUUCCAAGAAUAAGAUUUCCAUCUUAGAACAGAUUGAAAUUACGGAAGAGAAUAAUGAAACUAUAACAGUGGAUACUUCUGCUGCUGCUGUACUUAAUGCAGAAGUGGUGGUUUCUGAAAAUAAUGAAGAUAAUGACUUAAAAGCCAAUUCAACUGACUCUGAAGAUGACCUGCCUUUGUUAGUAUUAAAAAGCAGAAGUAAAAAGAGUGAAAUGAGUGAAGCAUCUCCUGAAAACACAAAAGAAAUAUCCACAUCCUCAAAAUACCAAUCAAAAAAUAUUGAAAAAAACGAAGAGGGAAAAGCAGAGGCAUGUAGAGACGAAAAUAUUGAAAAAAUUAGUGAUGAAAAUGUUGAACAACGUGAAGAAUGCAUCACUGAAAUUUUCGAAAGUAGCUUAGCUGGAAAAAAUGUAGAAGAAAAUACUGAACAAUCCAAAGAAGAAAAUUCUGAAAAAUUGGAUGAUGAAAGUUUGAAAAUAACGGAAAGCACUGCCAUUGAGACUCCACCAAACAAUUUGUUAACUGAAAAUGAAAAACAUCUUGAUGCCGAUCAAUGUUCAAGUAUUGCAGAAAGUGAGAGCAACUUCAAACAAGGCGAGGAUAGAAGGAAGUCACCAAGAAAAAUAUCCAACUCAGUUGAUACGAAACCUCGGAAAAAUGGUAAAAAGUCGAAUAAACAAAAACAAUCAUCCAAACAUAAAGUUGACAGAGGGUUAGAAGCAACAAUUGAUGAAGUAAAUGUAACAGAAAAAAUGGUUGAGCAGAAAGAGCAACCUGAAAAAUGUUGUGCUAAUACAUCUGAUGAAGUGUUACACAAAGAUGUAGAUGUAGAUGCAGAAAUAAGUUCCGUUUUAAAACCAUUGGAUACAGUGGUGAUAGAUACACAAAAGAAAUCAAAAAAUUUUCUUGUUGAUGCAAGUGCUCCUAACUUCACGAACAGCGUGAUAAAUUCGCCGUUAUUCUCGAUGAAAUCGAGUAAAAAUAAAAAGAAGGAUAAAAAUAAGCAUGAUUCAGUUAAGACGAAGUUAAUUUUCAAAUUUCCGAAAAUUAUUCUUAAAGAACCCGUUCUGCGCAUUCCUCCUAGAGAUAUUUCCGAUUGUACGAGUUUCGUAAAUAAAACUGAAAGUUCCCAAGACAAGGGCAUCAAAUUGAUUCUUGACAAUCCAUUUUCCAGUAUUAAAGAUCGAGAGGCAACAAAAAUUUUGUCAAUAACUAACAAGCCUGAUGUUCCAGGGAAAUCAACAGAACAUUUGGUGGCACCAAAAUUGAAAACACCAAAUAAGAAAAAGAGUAGCAAACACAAAAAGAAGUCUUCGAAAUCUUCAGUCAAGGGAGAUGAGAAAGAAAUCGUGGAUGAAAUUCAUCAAAAUACUUUAGAAGAUACCAACACGUCUUCACAUUCAAAUUUAGCAAUUAAUAAGGACCUUUUCACUGCACAGGACAAUAAAACGAUGCUUGAUGAUUUCGACCUCCCAUUAAUUUCACCCGACUCCAGAAGUAUUCAAGAUAUUCCUAGACCUGCAGAGCAAAAAGAUAAAAUUCAUGAUUCAUCCAAAGUAAUUCAACCAAUAACAUUAAAAUUGCAAGCUAGUUCCCUGAAAAAGUGUGCUUCAAAAAAUUCGAGAAAGAAAAAGAAUAAGUUGACAAAACCUAACCUUUCCUCAAUUGCAAGUGAGCUGGAUGACAAAACUGAGGAAAAUUAUUUUCCUAGUUCAGAGGAAUCGGAGAUGGCCAGUAUUGAAAAAAUUCUCCCUGAAAUUAGAGAAACCAAAGAAUUGUCAACUCACGAGGUCAAAGAAAUCGAGGAAGCCGUAGAAAAAUCAUCUCAUACAAAAAUUGAUGCAAUUGACCCACUAGGGUCAGAAACUGCAAAUAUAAUGAUCCCGUCAAAAAUUCAAGAAGAGAAUAUACCUGAACAACCAACCAGAUCUGACAACACAGAUAAAAGUAACUUAGGGAUAGAAAAUAAAGAAAGCAUACCUGUUAAAUCUGGAAGAAGUUUACGAUCCACUGUGAAAAUUACAUACAAACAGUCUAAUAUUUUCGCACUUCAAAUAGAAGAUAAAGAAAUCUCAGAUCUGAAAAUAAUGGAAAAACCUAAAAACUUUCAAAUCAAGAAUGGUUCAUGUAGCGAGAUGCUGUUAUCAGAUGAGAAAAAACUGGAGGCAGUUGUAGAAUCAAAUGACUCGCAACCUAAAGACUUUAUAAGUAAGGAAGUGCCAGAUUAUGAUUCAUUCCAAAGUGACAUAAAAACGUCCUCAGAUAAGAAAUUUAUUACAGAUUUAGAUCCUCAACUAAAAAAAUUGCAGAAUAAAGAUACUGUAGAAACUGCCAUUGAGUCCUUAUCCAUCAGUUCCCAAAAAACGACAGAGGGUGAACAAGAUUUAACUGGAGACUACUCGAAAUUAAAUUCAUUGAAUACUGUUAAGCCAGAUGCAGAGAUCGAAAUGCCAGUUACAAAAUCGAAAAAAAAUAAGAGGUCAUCUAAAACUAAGAAAGUAUCAAGUAAGAUCAGUGACUGCAAAAUGGAUACUUCAAUGAAGUAUUGUGAAAUUUCUGAAGAAAAAGUAACAAGACCAUUUAUCACCGCUAGCAUUAUCGAAACUAACAUUUCCAAUGAAGUUCUGGAUAUCCAAACCAAGACUCAGUCGUCCAAUGGGAAUAUUUCGCAAACUGAAAGUGUUGUACAAGAAGAAUCUCCACAAACACAUGAAGAAGAACCAAUUGAAGAUCUACUGGCUUCAGGUAAAUAUGAAGACUCAAGUUUCUCAGAAGGAGAACUGGUGAUAAAUGAGAGUUUUGAAAAUCAGGAAAGUAAUAUUCUAGAAGAACCCAAUUUGACUGAGGAUACAUUUGAAACUUCCACUACAGAAAUUAAUAAUUUGCCCGAAGAAAAAGAGGAAGCGAUUCUUGAUACCGAAUGCAGUGUUAUGGAACAGAAAAAACAAAAGAACAAAAAAAAUAAAAAAGCUAAACGUUCCAAAUCCAAAGAAAUACCUCAUACCGAAAACCAUAGCCUGAAAGCAGUCGAAGCUUUCAAUUCAAACGAAAAUUCAUCAACUAAGACUAACGAUUAUCUUGUGAAUAAAGAACUGUGCGAAAAAGUGGAAUCCAUAGGUGUGAACAAACUGGAAGACAUUGAUUCUGAACUCAAUGAUGCUAUCAAGAAUCUUUAUCAAGAUUCACUAAGUGUAAAUCUCGCACAUAAGAAAAAAGACGAAUUCGAAUUUGAAGAAGAUGCGCUACCUAUAUGCGUCUUAGCUCCAAAAUUGAAAAAGAAAAAACCUGACGUAGUUAAAUACCAAGAUGACUUUAUGGAUUCUAUUCCACUCUGCAAGGAAAAGCAAGAAUCGGCAUCAAGUUCAUCUCCUCAUUUUGAUAUCGAUUUGCAAGUUCCUUCUUUGGAUUCAGGUACAGUGAGGAGACAGCGAUCAGCAAAAUCUAAAGCUUUGGAAAAUAUAAACGUCAUCGAAAAGAAGCUUGAUCAGAUACUAGAUAUGGAUGUUUCACCGAAGCUUAACAGUCAUAAGGAAAAAUCAAGCGUCCACCCCUCUAAUAAAAAGAAGGUUUUAAAAAAUAAAGAAGCAAUUACAGAAAAUACUCUUUUGAAGGAUACCAUUAAAUGGACUCCAAAGGACAUACCAACUGAAGAGAACAAGAUUGAGGAUACUCCUUGUCAUAGGAAGGGUAGAGCUGCUAAGUCAAAAGCAAUUCAAAACAUAAAAGUUUUAGAAACCAAGACAAUUGAUUUUGAAGACAUUGAUGAAAACGUGAAAAAAUCACAGAAUACUGACGAAAAUGAAAAGUUUAAGAAAAUUGCUAAAUCUAAAGAUAAACACGUUCCACGAAUUGAAAGUAAUGAAAAUAUGAUUGAUAACCAUUUCACAGAGAAAAAUACUAGAAACGAAAAAAUAUCCAAAAAGGAAAAUAAAAUUGAAGCCGCUCCACCACUCCCCUUGUCUUCUGCUCCUGUCGACACAAGCCUUUCAAAAAUUAAGGAGGUGCUCAAAUUAGCCAACAAGAAGAAUGUCAAUGAAUUGAAUAAAUAUCCUUGGGUUCAGCGCGAAUCCGAACUGAACAAACUUGAAGAAAACGAUUCAGUUUGUGAAGCUAGUAAGAAAACAGAUGAAAUAUCGUCCGUAGAAAAGAUUGAAGGGAUUAAAUCAAAAAUCACAAAGGAAAAAAUCGUUUACGAAAACGAUAAACCUAAAACGAAUAGUGAAAUGGAAAGUAUUAAGAACUCAAUAUCAGAAAUUGGCGAUUAUUACCUCGAAAACUUAUUUUCCGGUAGGAUUUCUACUGGAGAAAAAUUAGACAAUCAUCAGAAACAAAAAAUUAAGGAUAAUCUACACGGACCCUUCGAUACUCCAAGUGGAAAAGAUAGAACAGAUUGUUAUGAUAUUGCUAACAUUGAUGAAGAAAACGAUUUGGAAGAUCAAGUAUCUUUUUCGUUAUCUCCUUCGAAGAAACAAAAGAAACCAACAAAAAAUCGUCAACUUCAUGUUGAUGAAAUCAAGGAAAAUCAUCUGAAGAUAUCUGAAGACACACCAAUUACUAAGAAUAGGGGUGAUAAAGUGUUGGAACAUAUCCAUAAUAUUUCUCAAAUAACUGACGUCAAUACAACUGAUCUAAUUGAUUCAUUGGAUGUAACUUUAAAGACAACUGUUGAUGAAAUUAGCUCUAUCUUAAUGGAGAAGAGGGAUGAACCAGAUAUCACGAACUAUUCAAAAGAGAAUAAUUUUGGAGAAACUAAAAGACUACAGACGAAUAAAUCAAACGAAUCCAGAAAGCAUCGUAAUGGUAAAAAACCCAGUAAUGAUGAACAGAAAUCGUCCCAAAUAUUCGAUGAAAAGUCAGACAAAGCCUGCAAAAAGAAGAGGAAUAGAGAUAGCAGUUUCGAGGAAUCCACAAUUGGAAAAGAAAAAGUUCAGAACCUCGAAAUGAGAACAUCACUUGAAAUGGAGAGCAAGAGACGAAGUAAAAGAGCUUGCAAAGUGAAUACCUAUAAUGAAAAUGAACUAGCCGAGGCUAUUUUUGAGCAAGCAGCUUCUGAAAAAGAAAAAGCGAAAAAAAAGAGAGCAGAUGAAGUCAUUAACGAUUCUUCUAGCUCCGCAAGUGCCAAGAAGAUCACUGCUUCUGAUGUAUCUACAGAGAAAAAAUUGAAUACUGAUGAAUUAUUCGAUUUGCUUAAAGCUACUGCACCAGACAAUUUGAUUGCCUUGAAACCAGUUGAAGAGAGUCCUUCUAAUACUCCCAUAACAGAUGAUACUUUUGAUGAUGAGUUUGAUGACAUCCUGAGAAAAUCACAGGCUCUAUUCGGGGAGAAACCUUACAAAAAACUUGAUGACAUCUGUAGGUCUGAUGACUCAUCCAAUACCUCCAAAUUAACAGACUUCGAAAGAUCAGAGGAUAAUACCGAAUCGAAUGAUCUGUUGAAAAAAUCUACACAUAAUUACAUCGAUGAUACUUUUAAUAAUUCCGUAUCUUCCAUCAGCAAAAGCCAAACUGAUAAGUCUGAGGAAAUUUCAACUUCUCAAUCAGAUGAUUUGUACUGUGAUAUUUGCAAAAAAUCGUUCAAACGAAUUGAUAAUUUGAUUAAACACAGAACGACUCUCACUCAUAUUGCGAAGUUAUCUGAAAUAGAAGCCAAAGAAGCCCAAAAUAAAUUGAGAGUUGAAGUACAGAUCAACGACGAUUCAUCAUAUUCAAAUGUAGACAUUGAUUGUCAGAAGCAGACCAGCUCUAGAGGUUAUUCAUAUCCCAGCAAUACUGGAAAUGACGCCUUAAAAAUUGCUGAAAUCAUUACAGAGGCACUCGAAAAGCCCGCUCCACAUGCAGACCGAGGUUUUUCUGAGAUAAUAAAUCCGUUGCCAGAAUACAGACGGUACAAAAGCUUAGGGGAAAGGAAAAGUUUUGAAUAUGAUCAAGACAGCCCUAAUUUAUCCGAAAAUAUCGAUGCCAAUCAUUACGAACCAAAAAUCUCCAAAAACACAGGAGUAAUUCUAGAGAAGCAGAUCACUCUGUUACAAAAUAUUGUCGGCUUGGAUUAUGCAAAUGAUGCAUCUACGUCUUCAUUCCGUUCCUUAGGGAAUAGUGUAGCCAGUCCUAUCAGCGAGGUCAGCACCAAGUUGGAAGAUUCCACUAACCAUGUGUUUCCUAUCGACUUGGAACGUGAAACUGUCAGAACGCGUAAAAUUGAAGGCUUUCUCAAACCUCCCCAAAUCGAAGACAUUUCUGAAGACAGUGUCAAUCCAAGGAAUUCGGAAGAUAUCAAAUCUAGGAAAGUUUUGAAUCGCGACGAAGAAUUAUUCCUUGAAUGCUGCAGCCUACUCAAAAGUGGAUCAGAAGUAUCGAAUUUUUCCAAAAAAUCAAACAGAAAUUCGUUUUUGAAUAAUAUUCCCAUCAGGAUGUCGGAGGAACCAGAUGUGUUAGAAACGAAGAACGUGGUUUAUAAAAUAACAGAAAAUAGCUCGGAUUAUUCCAGGAGGGCGACCCCUUUGGGAGAUAGUUUUGGCGAUACUUCAAACUCGAACACAAUUUCAUCUAGCUGGGAAAUGAAUAAGAAUGAUCAGUUGCGUAAAAAUCAAGAAAAUUUCUUCAAUUUUGGUGAAACUGAAAAAAAGGCUGAGAAUGAUCAGAGCUGUUUCGACACUUUAAUGACCAAAAGUCCUUCACCAACUGAUACUUCAACAAAACCUUCCAAAACUAAGCACAGAAAAUCAAACUUGGCCGUCAAACUUUCUAAGAAGAGAAGUAGUAAUUUCAAUAAGUCAUCUUCUAAAAUGCCUACCAAAGGUGCUAUGAAAAAUUUCGAAGGUUUGAAAGUAUCUAUUCAAGCCAGUGAAAUGAAAUUGGAUAGUCUUAAAAAGAACAUGUCUCUUAAGAAACAAGAAAACAAUGGUUCUGAGAAAACGCAGUCCGAAAAUAAAUUCGUAUCUCCUAAAAGUCCUCGAAGAAAAUCGAAACCUGUUAAAAAUAAACCACAGAUUGACGAUAGGUUCAUUUUCAAGGUCAAUAAGAAAACUUCGUUGAAAGAUGCAGAGGAGACGAUAUCAAAAUCAUCUAAGGAAACUAUAACUGAUAAAGUGUCUGAUGUUUACGAUUUUGAGGAAACCCAGGACAAUACAGAUGUUUUCGCCAAACCGGAUUUCAAAUCUUUCAGAACAAAGGGAACAGAUGCUAUGAAGGAAGAAAAUACACUUGAAAAUAACUAUGAAGCUCAAACUAUGUCUAGUUCUUCGUCCUCUAAUCUUUCCUGUAAAAAAGCUAAAUCGAAUGAAUGCAUCACGAAGAAAAAACAUAUGAUCAUGGGUCGUAUUUUCAAAAACGCUGUUAAACCCAAAUUAGAUGAAGAGAUUAGGGAUAUACCCGCUAUUGAUCAUAAUGAAUUAGUUGAGAACUAUGUCAUGAAUUGUACACCCAAGCACGAAGAAGAAGAAUUCAAAAAACCUAAAAUGACUGAAGAAGAAAUGAAUGAUCUCUUUGACAAACUUCUGGAUAAACCAGCAGAAUCGCCUAAAAAAUCAUGUAAUACAAAUAAAACAGAUAAAAAUAAUGGAACUAAAAAAAAACUGAAAACAAAAUGUAAAAAGAGACACCGAUCGAAUUCUGAUUCAACAGAUGAUGAGUUUGGAUUGAAUAGAAUUGUCAAAAAGAGACCUAGUAGAAAGAACGCAAAAGAAGAAGAUAAUAGCAUCAAUUUAGAACAAGAACUGAAAGAAUGCAUUGGUGUUGCAAGCAGAAAGAGUCAGAGGAAAUGUACUAGUGGUAAACAGAAUGUUUUGGUUGAAUAUUGGAGCUCUGAUGAAUCUGCUUUUGAAACUUUUCUGGAAAAUCAUCUACAGGAACUUUCUGAAAAAUCUGAUUUACCCACAUCCAAAGAUGCCAAAGAAAAACAGGAAGAAGGCUCUAAAAUUCCUUCUAUUCCUACUCCAAAAGAAAAUCCUUCUAAAAGUUCUGGUGAAAAGAGUAAAAAAUCUAAAAGUAAAGUACUUCCCAAAAAGAAAGAAAUCAAGGAAUCUACAGCAUCAAAUGAGGUAUCGGAAACUUUAGGUCAGCCUAAUCGCAGAAAAAGAACAGCAGCCCAUCCUCUCUAUCAUUGGUCCAGUUCCAGUGAGGACGAACUACAUGAUAUGAUUGAAGUUAAGUCAAUACGAGAUGAUCCUGAAGAUGAAUAUGAUGAAGAGAGGCCUGUGCAACAUGGAUGGAUAGUAGGUGAUUCCCCAAAGAAGUUGGUAACUAUGCUUGCACAAGCUAAAGGAAAAAAGACAGAGCCGGAGUCAUUGGUGAAAGAGCAAGGAAAAAAAAAGAAUUCCAAUAGUUGACAUUGAGAAUUCUUGGAUUAAAUAAAGGUCUUGUAUUAUUCCAAAGGACUAGAGAUAUGCAUUUAAAGAAAAGGAUAGUGAGUGUAUGUAUAGAAUUAAUGUGAAAAAAUUAGGACACUAUAUUCUUGGUGAAUUAUUUAAAACUUUAGAGAUGCUGAAAAUCUGUUAUCUGUUCGAAGCUAUUAUAUAGAAAUUGUAUAUUAUGAAACCUGAAUAAAAUGAUAUAAGAAUGCAAAGCCAUAUCGCAUUAAUAUUUGUGAAAUUUGAAUGGCAGCUUUACAAAGGUAUAGCAAGCAUUAAUGAAGACAUUUCUUUAUUUGCAAAGUUAAUGGUUUGGUCCACUUGGAAUUUCAUAUUGCAUAUGUUCAAUUUAAUCAAUGUAUAUUACCACCUACCUUAAAAAAAUUAUUUGGGAUGCAGACUUUUUCCUGAUUAUGUCUUCCAAUGUGAAUAAUUUAAUGCAGAUCACUUUUAGGCGGAUUCGAAAUUUUUAAAUAUAUUUAUUUUUCAAAGCAAUAAUCAUUCUGGCAUAUCCAAAUCAGGACACCUUUGCCAUAUUAUAAUUUUUAGAUCUCAAUAAUUUUUGGAAUCCUAUAAUUACGACUGAAUUCUUUUGUUGCGACUGUUUAUUUUAUGAAAGCUUAGCAAAAUAUUGGUGGGCUUUUAUACAGCAAUUUUGAUUGGUCUAGUCUCCUCGAAAUAUGUAUGUAUAUAGAAAGUAUAACAAAUGAAUAUUAUUUUUUUUUCUACAAAAAUGUUUAAGUUUUUGAAUGUGAAAUAUUGUUGUUUUAUUAGAUUUUUUAGCCCAUGCAAUGCUAUGUUUAAUAUUCAAACCCUUAUUGAUUGGGCUAUUUUUCUUUGUUUUAUUUGGCGGGACUGCAAAACUUAUGAAAUUAAAAAAAUAUGUUUUCUGUUUCACUUUCAGAAAUAGAAUUUUUGCUUAAUAUCUUUGUUUUAACAUUGAGCUUAUUUUGUUCAUGUUGCUUGCUGUUUCCACUGCCAAUUUGUGCCUUUGGCCAUUGUACAUUUGGGUCGUGAUAAUCUUUUUGUGUAAAUAUGCAUACAUAAAUUUAAAAUGUUGAGAAGAAGCAUAGUAUGUGUAAUUAUUAGUCAUGUAUUGGGAACAAACUGGAUUGGUGAAAUAUCUGUUUGUCAACAUUCAAUAUGUAUUGGUAAAAUUGAAAAAAAUUUUAAUAAAAAAUUCCCCAUGAAA
Molecule: messenger RNA, 15102 nt
Organism: Coccinella septempunctata (seven-spotted ladybird)
Lineage: Eukaryota; Metazoa; Arthropoda; Insecta; Coleoptera; Coccinellidae
Exons: 5
Coding region: 216-13889 (4557 amino acids)
Source: RefSeq, a predicted model, not a curated record